AUGCUUGAUGAAUUAGUAAAGACGCAUUUGGAUCGUAUACAAAAGCAAUUAGAUAAUUAUCGAAGAUAUCCACAACAGACUGAUGACAAAAUGCUUGAAAAUCAUUUAGAGCUGAACUAUGCAAGAUAUCAUAGAGCUUAUGAAAAGCUUAAGGCAUUGAAACAACCUUUGGAUUCAGAUAAACAAUCUACUCAAAUGACUUUUGAAAAUCCAAAAAGUGAUAUGGAUAACUUUAUGAAAUUUAUGAUGCUUCAACAGCUACAGCAGCAAAAUGUAUUAUGGCAGUCUGCAUUACUGAAAACAUUUUCCAAAGAAGAUCGUGUACAAUACAUGAUGCAGUAUCCUCCAAUGGAUUUUAUGAGAUAUCAGAAUGCUGAUACUGAGAAGAAACAAUUAGCAAUUGAAAGUAAAAAGGAAGAUAAACGUUCAGAAAUUUCAAGAAAUUCUUACGUAUUUCAAGAUCAUGAAAAUGCUAGAAGAUUACGUAUUUUCGGUUAUAUUGAACUAUUUGCAAUCAUUAUGAAGAAGUCCAUCAAUCAGCCUCCUUUCAGCUUAUCAAAAGCAGAAAAUUUCGGUGUAUUACUGCGUCAUUCAAUACAGAAUGCAUCCGAUUACUUAAUAAAUGUGAAUAAUUCACUUGGAAGUAAACUGGAAUUAAUGAAUUCAGAGAAAGGCUAUCAGUUUCACUUACUGCUCGAUGCAAAGUUGGACAGGAAUAAGAAGAAGACGUUGAAAACAGAACUACUACAAUUUCUUGAUUGUAUAUUAAUUGAAAUAACUAAAAACAUGUCAACAAAGCCGUUAUUUGCCAUUACAAGGAAUUCAACGGCAUAUAUGAUGCUUUUAAAAGGUCAAGUUUAUCCUAAAAACUACUUCAUUACACUAGAAUUG
Trichobilharzia szidati is the source of this 891-nucleotide messenger RNA. The record is from the annotation of a GenBank genome assembly. Lineage: Eukaryota; Metazoa; Platyhelminthes; Trematoda; Strigeidida; Schistosomatidae.